GUAGGAAGCUAACCUCAGGAUGGCCAGCUCAGCUCGGGAGCACCUGCUUUUUGUGCGGCGUCGAAAUCCCCAGAUGCGGUACACAUUGAGCCCAGAGAACCUUCAGAGCCUCGCCGCCCAGAGCUCCAUGCCAGAGAACAUGACCCUACAGAGGGCAAACAGCGACACAGAUCUGGUGACCUCUGAGAGCCGCUCCAGCUUGACUGCCAGCAUGUACGAGUACACGCUGGGGCAAGCCCAAAACCUCAUUAUCUUCUGGGACAUUAAAGAGGAGGUGGACCCCAGUGAUUGGAUUGGACUUUAUCACAUAGAUGAGAAUUCUCCAGCCAACUUCUGGGAUUCUAAAAACAGGGGUGUGACUGGAACCCAAAAAGGGCAAAUCGUAUGGAGAAUUGAGCCUGGGCCCUAUUUCAUGGAACCUGAGAUAAAAAUCUGUUUCAAAUACUACCACGGCAUUAGCGGAGCCCUGCGAGCCACGACCCCCUGCAUCACCGUGAAGAAUCCUGCUGUGAUGAUGGGGGCAGAAGGCAUGGAAGGAGGUGCUUCCGGAAAUCAGCAUUCUCGGAAACUCGUCAGCUUCACGUUGUCAGAUCUUAGAGCAGUUGGGCUAAAGAAAGGGAUGUUCUUCAAUCCUGAUCCUUACCUUAAGAUGUCCAUUCAGCCAGGGAAGAAGAGCAGUUUCCCCACCUGUGCCCACCAUGGGCAGGAGAGAAGGUCUACUAUCAUCAGUAACACCACUAAUCCAAUUUGGCACCGAGAGAAAUAUUCCUUUUUUGCGCUUCUUACUGAUGUCUUGGAAAUUGAAAUUAAAGACAAAUUUGCCAAGAGCCGUCCUAUCAUCAAGCGUUUUCUGGGGAAACUAACCAUUCCAGUCCAGAGGUUGCUGGAGCGGCAAGCCAUUGGGGAUCAGAUGCUCAGCUACAACCUUGGCCGAAGGCUUCCAGCUGACCACGUGAGUGGGUACCUCCAGUUUAAAGUGGAGGUUACAUCUUCUGUGCAUGAAGAUGCUUCUCCAGAAGCUGUUGGCACAAUACUUGGAGUCAAUACUGUGAAUGGAGACCUAGGAAGUCCUUCUGACGAGGAGGACAUGCCGGGGGGCCAUCAUGACAGCACGCUUUGCUCUAAUGGGCCAGUUUCUGAGGACAGUGCUGCUGAUGGGACCCCCAAGCAUUCUUUCAGGACUAGCUCUACUCUGGAAAUAGACUCAGAGGAAUUAACCUCUACUUCUUCAAGGACCUCACCUCCCCGAGGACGUCAGGAUUCACUCAAUGAUUACUUAGAUGCUAUUGAACACAAUGGCCAUUCCAGGCCAGGCACGACUACCUGCUCGGAGAGGUCCAUGGGAGCCUCUCCAAAACUAAGGAGUAGUUUUCCCACCGACACGAGGCUCAACGCAAUGCUUCAUAUCGACUCAGAUGAAGAAGACCACGAGUUCCAGCAAGACCUGGGAUAUCCGUCUUCCUUGGAGGAGGAAGGAGGGCUAAUAAUGUUCAGCAGAGCGUCAAGAGCUGAUGACGUGAGCCUGACAUCGCAGACCAAGCCAGAAGACAACCCAGUGGAGAUUGAGGAAGCCUCCACAAAUGAGGCUGCUUCCUUUGAGGAUAAGCCAGAACAUCUUCCCGAGGUUGCAGAGGGCUCCUUACCCUCGGGCCCAGUCCCAGAUGAGAGUGAAAGUGGCCCAGAGUCUCAGCCAAGCGCUGAGCAGGGCAGCACCGAAUUGUGUGGCUCUCAAGAGGUGGAUCAGCCCACGAGCGGGGCAGACACAGGGACUUCCGACACGUCGGGAGGAAGCCGCAGGGCCAUCAGUGAGACCGAGUCCCUGGAUCAGGGGUCUGAGCCUUCCCAGGUGUCCUCUGAAACAGAGCCCAGUGACCCUGCCAGGACAGAGAGCGUGAGCGAGGCCAGCACCAGGCCGGAAGGCGAGAGCGACUUGGAGGGUGCCGACAGCUCCUGCAAUGAGAGCGUUACCACGCAGCUGUCCUCGGUGGACACGCGGUGCUCGUCUCUUGAGAGCGCACGGUUUCCCGAAACCCCAGCCUUUUCUUCUCAGGAGGAGGAAGAUGGAGCCUGUGCAGCAGAGCCCAGCAGCAGUGGCCUCGCUGAGGGGUCACAGGAUUCCAUACGUACUCCCAGUUCUUUACCUGUGGUGCAGGUGCCCGCUGGAGAGGAGGAAGGGGCAGGGGCAGACUCGGCCCCUUUACCUAACCAGGAGGAGGUCGGGGAGGUCUGGCAGCGGAGGGGGAGCUUGGAAGGAGCUACUGCUGCUGAGAGCCAGCCCCAGGAAGAAGGGGAUGCCGGGGAUGCCCACGGGGCUUGUGAAGGGGCCACUGCCCAGGAGGAGGGCGCCACCGGAGGUUCUCAAGCCAAUGGCCACCAGCCAUUGAGAUCACUGCCUUCAGUACGCCAGGAUGUUAGCCGAUACCAGAGGGUGGACGAGGCUCUUCCCCCAAAUUGGGAAGCACGCAUUGACAGCCACGGCAGGAUCUUCUACGUGGAUCACGUAAACAGAACCACCACGUGGCAGCGACCAACAGCUCCUCCCGCCCCUCAGGUGCUGCAAAGAUCAAACUCCAUACAGCAAAUGGAGCAGCUGAACCGGCGAUACCAGAGUAUUCGCAGAACCAUGACUAACGAGAGGCCUGAGGAAAAUACCAAUGCUAUUGAUGGGGCAGGAGAAGAAGCUGACUUUCACCCAGCCAGUGCAGAUUUCCGACGAGAGAACGUCCUGCCCCACUCUACCUCCAGAUCCAGGCUCACGUUGCUGUUACAGUCCCCCCCUGUGAAGUUCCUCAUCAGCCCAGAGUUCUUCACCGUGCUGCAUUCUAACCCUAGUGCCUACCGCAUGUUUACAAACAAUACGUGUUUGAAGCACAUGAUCACCAAAGUCCGGCGGGACACCCACCACUUUGAACGCUACCAGCAUAACCGAGAUCUUGUGGGAUUCCUCAAUAUGUUCGCCAACAAACAGCUGGAGCUGCCAAGGGGCUGGGAAAUGAAACACGAUCAUCAGGGCAAGGCAUUUUUUGUCGACCACAACUCCCGCACCACCACUUUCAUCGACCCCCGGCUCCCGCUGCAGAGCAGUAGACCCACGAGCGCGCUGGUUCAUCGGCAGCAUCUGACCAGGCAACGCAGCCACAGUGCAGGCGAGGUAGGAGAAGAUUCUCGACACACAGGACCACCAGUGCUUCCCAGGCCAUCGAGUACAUUCAAUACAGUCAGUAGGCCACAGUACCAGGACAUGGUUCCAGUGGCUUACAAUGACAAGAUUGUUGCAUUUCUGCGCCAACCCAACAUCUUUGAAAUUCUACAGGAGCGCCAACCUGAUCUUACCAGGAAUCAUUCACUCAGGGAGAAGAUCCAAUUUAUCCGAACUGAAGGGACCCCAGGAUUGGUGCGUCUUUCAAGUGAUGCAGACCUUGUCAUGUUGCUGAGUUUAUUUGAAGAAGAGAUAAUGUCUUAUGUGCCUCCACAUGCCUUACUUCACCCCAGCUACUGUCAGUCCCCACGUGGCUCCCCCGUGUCCUCUCCCCAGAACUCGCCAGGUACUCAGCGUGCCAAUGCCCGGGCUCCUGCCCCUUACAAGCGAGACUUUGAAGCCAAACUAAGGAACUUUUACAGGAAGUUAGAGACUAAAGGAUAUGGACAAGGCCCAGGGAAAUUAAAGUUAAUUAUCAGAAGAGAUCACUUACUGGAAGAUGCUUUUAAUCAAAUUAUGGGCUACUCCAGAAAAGACUUACAGAGAAAUAAGCUGUACGUCACAUUUGUCGGGGAGGAAGGGCUGGAUUACAGUGGACCUUCCAGAGAGUUUUUCUUCCUCGUGUCCAGAGAACUCUUUAACCCAUAUUAUGGCUUAUUUGAAUAUUCAGCCAACGACACAUACACAGUACAAAUAAGUCCCAUGUCUGCUUUUGUAGACAAUCACCAUGAAUGGUUCCGAUUCAGUGGUAGGAUUCUUGGUCUUGCGCUAAUACACCAGUAUUUGUUGGAUGCUUUCUUCACACGGCCCUUUUAUAAAGCUCUUCUCAGAAUUCUGUGUGACCUGAGUGAUCUAGAAUACCUUGAUGAAGAGUUCCACCAGAGCCUGCAGUGGAUGAAAGACAAUGAUAUCCAUGACAUCCUGGACCUGACAUUCACUGUGAAUGAAGAAGUUUUUGGGCAGAUUACCGAACGAGAAUUAAAACCAGGGGGUGCCAAUAUCCCGGUCACAGAGAAGAACAAGAAGGAGUACAUCGAGAGGAUGGUGAAAUGGCGGAUUGAGAGGGGUGUUGUUCAGCAAACAGAGAGUUUAGUGCGUGGCUUCUAUGAGGUGGUGGAUGCCAGGCUGGUGUCUGUUUUUGAUGCAAGAGAACUGGAACUCGUCAUCGCGGGCACAGCUGAAAUCGACCUGAGUGACUGGAGAAACAACACAGAAUACAGAGGAGGAUAUCAUGACAAUCAUAUUGUAAUUCGGUGGUUCUGGGCUGCAGUGGAAAGAUUCAACAAUGAACAGCGACUCAGGUUGUUACAGUUUGUCACGGGCACAUCCAGCAUUCCUUAUGAAGGAUUUGCUUCUCUCCGAGGGAGUAAUGGCCCAAGAAGAUUCUGUGUGGAGAAAUGGGGGAAAAUCACUGCUCUUCCCAGAGCUCACACUUGUUUCAACCGUCUGGAUCUCCCCCCGUACCCAUCAUUCUCCAUGCUUUAUGAAAAACUCUUGACAGCAGUUGAAGAAACAAGUACCUUUGGACUUGAGUGAUCUGGAAGAACGAUGCCAGGCUCUGUAUGGACAGGCAAUUUCAGAAGCUGCUGUCUAGAAGAAUGACUGAAUGUUGGAAGUUUCAAGAGUAUGCUUCCACUAGAGUCAAGCUGAGUGCUAUUAUUUUCCAGGAACACAUGCUCUGUCACAAUGGGGUCCGGAUAGUGGUGAUGAGUCCUCUUGGAAGGAUUUGGGUGAGCUUGAUGCCCAGGGAACUACCCAACAGUCUUUCAAUCAACAGUUGUUGACUGCCAAACUUUUUUCCAUUUGUGUUAUGUUCCAAGACAAAGAUGAACCUGUACACGAUCAGCUCCAUGGUAACUUUCAGGGACUUGGGAGAAUCUUGAAACUUACCUUUGAACGCGGUUCAAGCCCAACUGGCAGCACUUGGCCCAAUCUCCAAAUUAGCUCAAGUUAAAUAAUAUAAUAAAAACAAAUAUAUUUCCUAAAAGUACAUUCAUUUAAGCCCUACGUUAUAGCAGAAUAUUCAUUUUCUUGCUAUGAGUGCCUGCAUGGUGUGCACCAUAGGUUUCAGCUUUCAUGGGACACAAGUGAAAAUGAAACCAAGUCAACAUGAGGUAACUUUAAAGAUUUGCAAUAAGGUGGUCUGUGACAAUGUAUAUGCAAAGUGGUAUGUGUGUAAUUAUGGCUGAAGACAAACUGUUCUACAAUGAAUAACUAAUGACAGAUUUUAUGCUUUAUAAUGCAUGAAAACAAUUUAAAAAUAACUAGCAAUUAAUCACAGCAUAUCAGGAAAAAAUACACAGUGAGUUCUGUUUACUUUUCAUAGGUUCAUUAUAUUUAUGUUCUUUAAGAUGUAUAUAAGAACCAACCUGUUCCGUAUGUAUCACCUGUUCCAUUUUCAUGUUCCAUGCUUACUCGGGCAUCAUGCUAGUACGUAUCCUUUUAAGCACUCUCAAGGGAACAAAAGGGCCUUUUAUUUUUAUAAAGGUACAAAAAAAAUUCCCCGAAAUAUUUUGCACUGAAUGUACCAAAGUUGAAGGGACAUUACAAUAUGACUAACAGCAACUCCAUCACUUGACAAGUAAAUAGAAAAUAGCUUCUAAAUCAAACUUCCUUCACAGUGCCAUGUCUACCACUACAAGGACUGUGCAUCUAAGUAAUAAUUUUUUAAGACUCACUAUAUGUGAUAGUAUGAUAUGCAUUUAUUUAAAAUGCAUUAGACUUCUUCCAUCCAUCAAAUACUUUACAGGAUGGCAUUUAAUACAGAUAUUUCGUAUUUCCCCCACUGCUUUUUAUUUGUACAGCAUCAUUAAACACUAAGAUCAUUUAGAGAGCCAUCAGCAACACCCAAGAGAUCAGCUCUCUUUAGUAAUAAGAAUUCCAUUUUCCCUCAUCAGUGAAGACAUCACAAAUUGAAACUCUCAGCACUAUAUUUCUAAGCCUGCAUUUUCACUGAUGCAUAAUUUUCUUAUCAAUAUUAAGAAACAAUUUUUCUAUGGUCUCUCAGAAACUGCAUGAUAUCACUAAUGUUAUUUCUGCUUAGUUUUAUCAGACGAUGUUCUUCAUUUUUAUUGCUUUUGGGGUUAUUUCACAUCACUGUUUAUUUCUUGACUUCUGGCCGUAACUAAUCAAGAGUGAGUUCUUCAAUAGAGUGAAGUUAAAUCAUGGAUAAUAAAAGCAUUGGAUUCACAUUUGGUUUGCCAGCCUGUGGUUUUACAGGCACUGCCCAGACACCUCUUUGAGAAUUAUAAGUAGCCAUGGAAUUCCUAUUAUGGGAUGUUGGCAAUCUUGUAUUUUAUAGAGUCAGAUGCAUGGUUUUCACAGAUGGUUUUUAAGAACUAAUUGCUCUCCUGUUGGUUAAGCUAUGUUUACCAUUGAGACCCUCAAGAGGAAUACCACUCAUGCUGCGAUCCUGAACUAAAGACAGGUACUAUAGCAUGGGGAAAUGUUCCCCCAAAAGGUUACAGAAAUCUGGAGAUAAGAAAGGAAGAUUUAUCUGUGUACUAUAAUUAGACCAGGAAAAAAGGGAAGAGAAAAAAAUUUUAAUUGGAAAUGUUAGCUUGUGUUUACUGAUCAUGAAUAUAAGUAUAUAUUUAAUUUGCAAACUAUUUUUACUUGUUUGUAUUUUUUUCAUUAUAAGGAAAAAUAGUAUAACAUACUUUUUCAAAAAAAAAAAACAACCCACAUCUUUGACGGUAUAUAAGAUGGUUCAGAGCUGGCAUUCUCUAAGCAGCUGGUAUAAAAAGUUACAUUUCUUUCAAAAAUAGACCAUGUUAGCUUUCAUUUGGUUUGUGACACUUUGCUAUCAUGUUCCACAUUAUUAGGUAAAAGAAGUUUGAAAUAAAAUGUAUCUCUUUAAUUAUUUCUAACAACUAUAGUCCUUGUUAAGGCAUCUAACGUCUUCCCAAAUAACAGGAUAAUCAUCUGCUGUUGCUACUGUUCUCAGAAUUGGGAAUUAUCGAAGACAUACUUAACAUAUCAGAACACUAUUAUAACUGAUCCUACUAUUCAUAAUCAGUAAAACAAAAAAAUCCAAUAAUAACUGUGAAAAUAUUAAAUAACGUUUCUACAGAAUAAAUUGGACUGUAGCAUCUGCUACAAACAGAAAUACCCAUAAAUAUUUUCUUUUGGACUCUGAGCCUAGAUGACUUGGCUGUAUGGUCUCGUUUUCUUUAAGAAACUCAGGAGUGAUGCUUACACUCUGCUGUCUUCUAUAAAAGACAGUCAUGAUACAUCAUGUGUGUUUGUAGAACAUCUCUUAGAUGAAGCAAGAGGCGCACUCUUGGCCUUCACUCUGUGCCAACCACUAUGUUUGAUGAUAGAGAUGUAGGAUUCAAAAAUCUGCCCUUGAGAAGCUCACGGUCUAGUGGAGUAGACACCAAGGUUUUAAAAAAAAGUAUUUUUAAUAAAAUUUGUCAUGUUUUACAAUCAAGGAAUGAGGAGAGAACAGCUUGUUCCAUCUGGGAGAUCCAAUGAAGGCUUCAUACAUGGGAGAUACUGUGGCUGAAAAUAAAAGUCACAUAAAUAGUAACUAAGAGCAUGUAAUAGUGUGUCAAUACUGGUCAAGUGUGGAGGCCCAGGGUACAUUUACCCACAAGGGUUUACAGUGUGCAGGCGGGAGCCGAACCAUGAAGGAGCAACUCAAGGAUCUUCAAAUUAUCAAAGAAAUGCCAAAAUUAAAUCCAGUCAUUUCCCUCCGUUUCCUUUCACCUGUCCUUGAGCCCAACUCACUUCUGGGGUCAAAACAUUGAUUUUGUGCACAAAAAUGAAUAGAUCUUGGUUCAAGAAGCAUGGUCACAAUUUUCUAGCCUAUGUUAUGUUUAUAAUUUAAUAGACAUUCUAUAAUCAAUGAAGGAACACCUCUCACCUGCAUAACAAUCAGAAGUGCUAGAACUGCCUUCAAAUGUUAACAGUAAUGUUAGACUGUGUGUGUGUGUGGUGCUUUAAGGUUUCAAAAUGCUGUCACAUGCAUCUUCUUUUGCUCCUCAUGUACUUUGUGGAGGAGAAGGUAUCAAUCCCCGCUGGGUUGACACUGGUUUUCAUGGAUGCCUCGUAAGAUCCAUUUCAACACUUUACGGUUGCAAUUCUAGGCUUCACUUCAAGAAAUGUGGAGGCUAACGUUUCUUCCAACGUAUUCCACUAUCAGUGAAUUUUGCAAGAUGCUUCAUCUGCCCAAAUUCUCAUUUCUUCAAACAAACGCUCUUAAAAUGUGACACCUUCUAAAAAGCCCGUGGAAGAAAUUAGUGUAUUCACAGAAAAACUCCUCAUGGACUUAAUAUUUGCAUUUUACUACUUGUUACGAGAAAUUUCAAACCAUGCAAAAUGGGAUGGCUUUUGGUGGAUUUCUAUAGUACAGUUCAGUUCUCUAGAAUAUAAUUUGGAAGCAAGAUAAGGUUUGAAACAACCACUUUAAUCAAGAGUUUUACUUUAUUUUUCAAUUCUUAAUGAAGAUGGAUCCAGAGCUCUGGUAGUUAGGUUCCUGUGAUGUGGAUGAAGGAACCCCUGCAGAUUCUCUUUUCCUCUCUGUCCUCUUCACGUUUAUUCACUUUUUUCUUUCUUUCUGCCCAAAUUGUAUUUAUAACUUGACCACUUCUAACUAAAGCAAACAUCUUAUAAUAAAGAAUCUGAAAAUCUUUCCAACUUAACCCUCUUGGGGAAAUUCCCAAGGCAGGCAAAAUGAUGAUCCACCAUCAUUAAAAGAUACCCAUAACCCUGCAUAGUAAAAACAUGCAAAUAAAGAAUGUGACCGAAUCUCCAAACUGGGUCUGAGCUUUAGGCCUUAUUGUGCUCCUCUUAUCUGCUUUAGUGGAUGACUAAAAACACUCUAGAUCUCAGACACCUUACUUGUAACCAUAAAACUUGAGUUGAAAUUAAUGAGCAUGUCACUUUUAAUCAGAUUCUAAUUUUGAAAAACGUGUUACCUUUCUAGUUCAAUUGUGUUUUCCAGAUAGACUUGUUUAUCUAACACAGAAACAAACGAAUGCCAGAGAUAUUAAGCUGUCUAAAUUUUGGCUUAAGGCCAACAGCGGUCCACUAGAGGCAUAAUAAAAACAAAAAGUAGAAAAGAGAAGUCCAGCGGUUGUGUUCCCCACCCCUGCCAGAAUGUAAUGCUAACUGUUGACCAACUGUCAAGACUCAGAAGUGGUAGCUGCAUUCCAAGGAGCUGGCACAAAGGAUAUGAGUGUGUGUGUGCUACCCUUAUCACGGCAAGCUGGGCCGGGGGUGCAGCGAUGAUUAAGACAGGACCGUAAGAGAGGGAAAGAUACAACAAGGGUUGGAAAGAUCAUCUCAGGACCUGCUGGUGGGGGAUAUUACAACCCUGAGGAGUGUUGAUAGGUAUGUUGUAUGAUUCAAACUGAAUCAGCUAUUACUGAUGCAGGUAAAAAUAAGUGACUAAAGAAGC
Messenger RNA from Prionailurus viverrinus (fishing cat), 9602 nucleotides. It is a transcript of the gene HECW2, whose product is annotated as HECT, C2 and WW domain containing E3 ubiquitin protein ligase 2. NCBI's taxonomy places the organism in Eukaryota, Metazoa, Chordata, Mammalia, Carnivora, Felidae. The transcript has 30 exons. The record is from RefSeq and is a predicted model, not a curated record. The coding region runs from base 20 to 4735 and encodes 1571 amino acids. Gene Ontology annotation, molecular function: ubiquitin-protein transferase activity; protein binding. Gene Ontology annotation, biological process: regulation of dendrite morphogenesis.